GUGCUCCAGAGACAUCUGUCACUAAUUUGUCCUGUGUUACUCGCAUCACCAUUUCUCAUACUGUUUCCCUCCAUUGCACUUGGCUUCCUGGCCAAGGGGCACCAGAAGAUACCAAUUACUUUCUAUUUUACAGGUAUGAGACGUACACUGAAGAAUGUCAAGAUUAUAUCAAAGACAAAUGGAACAGGAAUACUGAGUGCAGAUUUCCAGUGACUCAUAUUGAUCCUGAAGAGGUUGACAAUCUCGUCGUAAUACACAUUAAUGGGUCUAGCAAGUAUGCUGCAAUCAAACCUUUUCAGCAGUUAUUUAACCAAAAUGCCAUUGAGAAAGUGAAUGUUCCCAGAAACGUCACUGUAUUCUUAAAGCAAAAUGAUCUCCUGGCCACGUGGGAGAAGCCAGUUUCUCCUUUCUCUGAAGAAUGUUUUGAAUAUGAAUUUUACCUCUUCAACCUGAAGUCAGGUAACAAGCAGAUACUGAAAAUAUCCUCAAACGACUUCAGAUUACGAAUCGAUGUUACCAGCAGGUAUUCCGUACAAAUAAGAGCUAAUCAUCACCUAUGUUGUAUGAGAGGAUUUUGGAGUGACUGGACUGAAAUUAUUUAUGUUGGGCAAAACAAAGUGGAGAAUUCCGUAUCCUGGAUUCUCGCUGUGCUUUGUGUGUCCACCUGCUGCACGUUCCUGCUUGUUGCUAUAAUAUGCAAAAUAAACCACAUAUGGAGUAAACUGUUUCCACCAAUUCCAACACCCAGCAACAAAUUCAGAGAUCCCUUCCCAAAUGACUACGAGAGAGCACGUACCUACACCAGCGAGAUGGAGACCGAGGUGGGCAGCUUGGCUGAGGAUCUCUGCGGCAGUGCCCUCGACGACUCCGUCUUCUGA
Tauraco erythrolophus (red-crested turaco) is the source of this 878-nucleotide messenger RNA. NCBI's taxonomy places the organism in Eukaryota, Metazoa, Chordata, Aves, Musophagiformes, Musophagidae. The record is from RefSeq and is a predicted model, not a curated record.